This is a messenger RNA of Ectocarpus sp. CCAP 1310/34, 544 nucleotides long. The record is from the annotation of a GenBank genome assembly. NCBI's taxonomy places the organism in Eukaryota, Phaeophyceae, Ectocarpales, Ectocarpaceae.
UUUCUAGCGACUCUCUGGGGGGGAGUUGGACAAGGAUGGAAAGCUACCUGGCUACGGGGUCUCCUUCAGCUUCAAGUGGGAACGUUCGUUUGGUGAUUUCGGGCACUUCUACGACGGCCAGAGAGUAGGUCUUUGGCUAGGCCCAGACAGGCCGCACGAGGGCAACCACCAAGGGCCCUGCCAAAUGAAGUAUGGCGGAGUGUCCCGGUGCCCGCAGCUCACGGGUGUCAACUGCAACGUUCACGAACAAAACCACUCGAAGAAGACCGAGCACCUACCCAGCGUCAGCGGCAUGGGGUUCGACACAUUCACUUUUAACAUCACCUUGAUCAACGAGUUGGAAAAUGUAAAAAUCAACCGCAAAACAUGCAGCGUGGCAGUCUCAAGUGCCACCGAACACCCCCACGAACGUCUGCAUGCCUGCCGUAAGGAAGUGUCGACUUGCGGUCGCUGCUUCUGCAGCAAGCCUCUUAUGAGGUCGUUCGACCAGUUCGGUAAAUUGCGCAUCACGCACAUGUAGCGGGUUGUGGGUAGAACGGUGUGG